This is a messenger RNA of Drepanopeziza brunnea f. sp. 'multigermtubi' MB_m1, 897 nucleotides long. Lineage: Eukaryota; Fungi; Ascomycota; Leotiomycetes; Helotiales; Drepanopezizaceae. The record is from RefSeq and is a predicted model, not a curated record.
AUGGCAGCUUGCGGUGCAGCAAGAUUAAUUCCAGCUUGGAGUCGAGUUCUUUCGUACUUCGAGGCCUCAGCUGGGAAUUCAAGGCUGCUCAUCAGAGCGUGCGUUGCAAUAUUUUUUCCCCCGGUUUCCAAAGAUCAACGAACGCAUGAGGACAGGAUAUGCUGGCCGUUCGUUCGAGUACCAGUCUCGGGCGCGGGGGUGCCUUUGACGUUGCGCUGCCAAUGCAUUGCAGAUCAUGGUACUGUCGGUAUCAUCGAAGGCGCCGCGCACUCGAUGGAUGGUCAGGCCGUCAGGGACAUCGUCUCCUGCGGGAACAAGGUCGUCGGCACGCCGACAAUCUGGAUGACCUCUGAUGGUAUGAUUCUUCCGAUGGAGUUCGAGUUCGCCGUCGUCCCUGCCGCGAAUGUCGUAUUUGUAUUUAUUCAGUAUUUCUUGGCCGUAUCCUUAUAUCUGACCCUGAUUGAAUCCCCUUAUCAGAAGCGCUACGUCCACCCUUACUCCGUCCUUCGUCUUGCACUUCUUAAGGCUCUCUUCACGGAAACAUCCGAUUACGACCGCAUAAUCCAAGUAGGCAAGGAUGUACACCACCUUUGGUUUGCGUUGCGAGCGUGGCGAGGUGUUGAUCCGGAGGGAUAUUUCGGCGAUCUGGGAUCUUGGGUUGAGAAGAGGAUGGAGGAGCUUGGUAUUGAUUCCGCGGGUAUUGAUUCAGCGAUGUCACGGCUUGUGAUGACUGAUUCCAACAGCUUUGCAUCGACGAAUUUGGCGAAGAGUGGGAGACUUAGAAGGGAGGACUGUUGGCAAAGUUCAACCAAGCUCGCUCCUGCAGUGCUACCCUCCAGAGCAAAGCGUCGGCCCGGGAGAAUGAUUAAAUUACCAGCAACCCAACAGUCUAGAUGA